GGCGCCGGACAACCAAUAAGAGCAGUGCAACCGUUUCCCUCAGCCAAUAGGAGGGGCGAAGCGGAUCCAGAGCGUGGGGAAAGUGAAAGUAGGAUGCCUGAAGCUGGAAAGGGCUAUUGAAAUUCGCUAUCGGAGCAGCAGGCUAAGAUGUAGGAUGCUUGAUGCCCCGCAAGAAGAAGCCUAGCCAAUCCAAGAAGCCCCCUCUGCAGUUUUUAGAGAGUCCACAAAAAGGAGAGAAGUGCAUACAAGUCGUGCCUCUUCAAUCUGCGGUAAACCCGCGUCAUGUAUCCUGUGUACCAGUUGACCAGAGAUCGUCCUUUACUUGGGUGUUACCACAGUUUGAGUUUUUGGACACAACACGAGAACUACGCAAAUGUAACAAAUCUGAUCGCACAACACAACAUAACCACAAAAAGAAGCAGAGUACUGCUCUAAAAGCAGGAGCUGAGAGAAAAGUGCAUAAUAACUUUGUGCCUUUGACCUUUCUGGGCUGUGGUGCAUUGCCUGUUCGGAAGAAGAACCACCAAGUUCAUUCUGGCACCUGUCAGAAAGUUGGAACUCCUAAACAAACUCGACUACCAACAGAUAAAACUUCACUUAUGGGCAUCACCUCGCAAGGAUUUAAAGAUGACAGUCUCUUUGGAAGCGUUCAAAAUAUAGAUGCCCUGGGUCAGAAGCUCAAGUGUCGCCACCGAGGAUCUGUGGCAAAAGGCUUGUUUGGCAAAAUAAACAGUGUCAAAAGUUCAGUAGGGGACAUGCCCCACAGUUCGUUGAAAUGCUCCAGUUUCAGUUCUCCAUUGUAUUGUGUCGACCACCAAAGUCAUGCAGAGUUUGUUGGUAAGGAGCUCUCCCUUGCUGAUCACUUUGUGCAGUCAGCUGAUGAGGAUUUCAUCCUGCCACAAGUUAGCACUCCCACAAUCGAUAGCUUACUUCCAGUGGGUAGUUUGAGAGGAAAUGUUAAUCUAUUAAGGGACAGGACACCAGACAUAUCCAAUAGGAUCUCUUUCCAAAGCAGACCAGAGGACUGCUUAGACACAAAUUAUGGACUAAAUGAUUUUUCUGAAGUAUGCCUACCUCCAGAGGUUUGGGUACAGGACACUCCAGAACAUGAAUAUGGACUCAAAGCGACCUGGCGAAGACGGCCACACAUUGUGCAGUAUCUGAAAGAUCGUGGAAAACUAACCAGUAGUGAUUUGCUUGUUGGCAAAUAAAGAGGAUAUUUGACCAAUUUGGGGAAAAAAAAAUGCAAAUAGUAAUAAGUUUUUCACUUUAAAUGGUAUUGUCAUUUAAUUUAGUUACUGUUUACUACUUAUAAAGAAUAUCUGGGAAAUUGGCUGACUGAAGCUACCUGACAGCAUUAUCCUUUGACCUGUCCAUGUUGCUGUGUAGCUCAUUGAGACUCAGAAUUCUUUAACGCUCAUUGACAUUUUAUAUUUUGAACUCAAUCCUCAACCGUGGCAUCUUCUGUGUUAGUGCAACAUUGGGUCCAGACUUCAUUUAAGUAUCUAAACGUAAUAUAGAGUCAGAUGUGAUUUUGUGGAAAAGAACUGUAAUUGGCUCAUGCCCACAACAACUAUGCUGUAUAUCUUUCCGAGUAAUGUGUUUCAACUGAUCAUCCCACUAUGCAAUUAACAACACUUUUUUGCUUUUGCUCCAGAUUUUUAGAAUAAAAGUCAUUACUGUCUGUAAACUAUAA
Rhincodon typus (whale shark) is the source of this 1696-nucleotide messenger RNA. RefSeq lists its product as uncharacterized. Gene Ontology annotation, biological process: DNA damage checkpoint signaling; cellular response to ionizing radiation; recombinational repair. Lineage: Eukaryota; Metazoa; Chordata; Chondrichthyes; Orectolobiformes; Rhincodontidae. The record is from RefSeq and is a predicted model, not a curated record. Gene Ontology annotation, cellular component: chromosome; nucleus. The transcript is spliced from 3 exons. The coding region runs from base 162 to 1211 and encodes 349 amino acids.